Molecule: messenger RNA, 621 nt
Organism: Brettanomyces nanus
Lineage: Eukaryota; Fungi; Ascomycota; Pichiomycetes; Pichiales; Pichiaceae
Exons: 1
Coding region: 1-621 (206 amino acids)
Biological process (GO): endoplasmic reticulum to Golgi vesicle-mediated transport; intracellular protein transport
Cellular component (GO): endoplasmic reticulum membrane; endoplasmic reticulum
Source: RefSeq, a predicted model, not a curated record
AUGGCUUUGCAAUAUACUCUAGUGUUCAUAUUGUUGUUGGUGGAGAUGGCUCUAUUUGCCAUCAUCUCGCUUCCACUUCCACCGUUCAUUCGUAAGCCGUUGCUCAAUUCGCUCAAUAUGCCAUUUCACUCUGAGCAUUUCCAGAUAUUCUUCAGAUGUGCUAUUGCCUUUAUUGGUAUUUUAUUUUUGGACUCCUUGAAUAGGAUGAGAAGGGUGACCAACGAGCUUUACUAUGAUAAAUCUGGAUCCUUUGGAGGGUCAAUGGACUCGCAGAUGGGCUCCUCAAUGGGCUCUUCAAUGGGCUCCCAAAUGGGUCCAGUUGGAAGUUCACGUACAGAAGUUCAAACCAGACGAUUCUACUCCCAAAGAAACGUAUAUUUAUGUGGAUUGACACUAUUUUUAUCGCUAAUUGUCAAGAGAACCUACGAUUUGGUGUAUGAAUUAUUGGCUGUUAAGGAGCAAAUAGCUAGCAAGGAGAAGUCGAGUAAAUUGGAUGAGUUGGAUGAUAUUGACGAUGAAAAAAUGGUUGAAAUAAGAGCCAAAAUUGCUGCCAAGAACAAAGAAGUGGACACCUUGAAGAAACAGGCAGAAGCUCUAAGCAGAGACUAUAAAAAGAUCUGA